This is a messenger RNA of Monosiga brevicollis MX1, 1878 nucleotides long. RefSeq lists its product as uncharacterized. The coding region runs from base 72 to 1661 and encodes 529 amino acids. The record is from RefSeq and is a predicted model, not a curated record. The transcript has 7 exons. Lineage: Eukaryota; Choanoflagellata; Craspedida; Salpingoecidae.
CUUUUGCCAACCCCAUCCCACCCUUCUUCUUCCUUGCCCCAACUCUCCCCCUCGAUCUUGGAUCGCAAAAGAUGGCUGCCCCUGCCAAACGCAGCAAGGCCGAUCAAGAGGCCACCUCUGCCCCUGGUGCCGACCGUCCCGAAGAGUCCAAGCACCCGAAGCACUCCAAGAAUCCCAGGGACUGCGACGGGCCCGGAAUCCUCAAGUUUAUCCCCCCGGCGCCACCCAGCAAUAUCAUUCCACUGCAAACGGCCCUGUCUUUGCAGACUGCCAUCGAGGACAUUGUCCCCCGCGAGUAUGUCCUCAUGAAAUUCAGUCACCCGGGUGGUCCCGUCGAAUACGCGAUCAAGAGCAAAGGCUACUCGGACGUGGCCCUUGCCCCCUAUACCCCCGCCUUCUUGGGUCCGGACAUCAUCACGGACACCGACCUCAACAACUGCAUCACACAGCUCAUCGUCAACAACCUCAAGCCCACAGGCCGUGGCGCUACCCUGACCGUGCUGCCAGGCGUUUAUGAGCUCAACGGCACCAUCGAUCUUGUCAGCCGCCUCACCAUUCGUGGAGUCGAUCGCCGUUCCGUCUUCUUCUACGCCUCUGAACCCGACAACACCUUCUUUGAAGGCAAUCAAAUUUACGAUGUCAAGCUCGAGAACAUCACCUUUGUAGCCGAUCCCCUCGUGUUUGAGCAAGGCCUCGUCCCUGAUCCCGUUGACCCGGACACGAACCGAGCCCCCCCCGAGAUGGCCCUCGUUCGCUUCCUUGGGUGUGCCGAUGUCGAGAUUAUCUCCUGCACGUUCAACGGUGCUCGCAUCUCCGAUCCAGCUUUCAAUGGCAUUCUCGUCAAUCGCUUCUGCGAUGCCGUUUUGAUUGACAAGUGCCAUUUUGAGGGCUGUGCACGCGGCGUUGUCGUCAACAUCUUUACCCUCACCCCCAACCCGGACGAGUUUUCCCCGCUCAUGCAAGUGUCUGGCUACCACAUUAACAACUGCCAGUUUCUACGCGGCAACUAUGGUAUCAAGGUGGAGCUUCAGGUCAUCGAGGGCGCUAACUUCCCGGUGGAGUUGUUCAAGAUUACGGGCAACCGUUUUAUCCGUCAGCUUCAAAGCGGCUGUGACCUCUUCCGCUGCAACGGCGCUGUCAUCUCCCACAACAACUUUUUGCAGCAGCACAACAGCUGCCUCAUCAUCCGGGAAGUGGUGGGUACUGCCAUCACUGGCAACAACUUUGCCCGCUCGUUUGAGACCAUGGUCAAGCUGAUCGAGGGUGCAACCAGCGUCGUCAUCACCGGCAACACCUUCCGUCAUCCCGGCUCAAGCAGCGACUCAAAUACCCCAGUCAACCACUUGGCCAAUGGCAUCUCCACUGACAACACGUGCAGUGAUAUCAUGGUCACUGGCAACGCCUUCGUUACGGCUGGUGGCCAGGACUAUGCCGUCUAUGCUGGCAUCGUGGCCUCGCCCCCCAUCGUUCGCUGCAUUUGCAACUAUGCCGAGGGCUUUGGCAUCGCCACCAAUCAGUUUGCUGAUGCCACUUGGAUCUCCACGGGCAACAACGUCAAUUCGCUGGGCAACUUGUACAUGGACGUUUACCCGUACUACUACGACCAGAGCGUCCUCAACCUCUGGAUGAACAACAACCGCACCCGUCCGGCUUUGCCCUAAGUCUUUGCAGAAUAUAAAGCUACCCCUGAGCAGGCUGCUCACAAGUGGUAGUCUCUUCGGAAUGCUCCGAUCCUGAUGAAGCUAAUAUGCGGAUCUAAAAUUGCCCAUGUCUUAACUUGCUUUCUCUUUUUAUUCCGUCCUGGUCUGUUAGUUUGUAUUUUGACCAUCGUUUCUUAUGCAUCGGUCGCUGCCAAUCGACUUUUGCGGACAUCCAAAA